Messenger RNA from Loxodonta africana (African savanna elephant), 7094 nucleotides. Its product is annotated as probable ATP-dependent RNA helicase DDX60. The coding region runs from base 586 to 5682 and encodes 1698 amino acids. The transcript has 38 exons. Lineage: Eukaryota; Metazoa; Chordata; Mammalia; Proboscidea; Elephantidae. Gene Ontology annotation, molecular function: ATP binding; single-stranded RNA binding; double-stranded RNA binding. The record is from RefSeq and is a predicted model, not a curated record. Gene Ontology annotation, cellular component: cytoplasm. Gene Ontology annotation, biological process: defense response to virus.
GGGGUUAGGAGCGGGAAGUUGUCAGUGCCCGAGGGGAGAGGCUGUGCGGUGGACGUAGGGGUGUCUCCAGGAAGGGGUCGACAGCUGGGGGCGCCCAAUGGGGCCGCCGAGGGGGCGGAGUAGGGGCCCUCUGGUGACGUAAGAAGACCAGGAAUAAGGAAAAGCAGGGAAAACUGAAACCUGCUGCUGUCCGCGCUGAGGUUUGAAGAGGGGAGUGUUCACGCUUUUAAGGAACUCUCCGCAGUCGGAAUCGACUCGACGUCAACGGGUUUGGGUUUCUUCUAGGGGGAAGGAGUCCUGGUGGCGCAGUGAUUAAGCGCUCGGCUGCUAACCGAUAGGAAAGGUAGGCAGUUGGAAGCCGCAAGCCCGUCUGGGCUCUUUGGGAGAAAGGUGUGGCAGUGUGCUACCUUGAAGAUCUGCAGCCUUGGAAACCCUCUGGGACAGUUCUCUGUCCUGUAGGGUCGCUGCGAGUCUGCUGGACUGGGUCUGCCAUUUUUAUUAAUAACUGCCAUUUAAAGAUACUAAAGUAAACUUGCUAUAUUUACUAUUUACCAGUUCUGAUUAGAGGCACAUAGAGCAGCAAGAAUGGAAGAGUACACAAUGUUUUUAGAGAAAAUCUCACAGUUCAUUUUGGAGGAAAUGCCAAAAGCUGAAUAUUCCAGUUUAUUCAAUGAUUUUGUUGAAUCUGAAUUUUUUGUGAUUGAUGGAGAUUCAUUACUUAUCACAUGCCUCUGUGAGAAAUCAUUAAACCUGGGGCAGAGUCUCCACUUCUUCUACCUGGUUGAACGCUAUCUUGUGGAUCUUAUGAGUAAGGGAGGACAGUUUGCCAUCGUUUUCUUCAAGGAUGCUGAAUAUGCAUAUAUAAGUUUUCCUGAACUUCUUCCUUUGAGAAGUGCUUUAAUUCUUCAUCUUCAGCGUAAUACCACCAUUGAUGUUCAAACUGAAUUUUCAGGAUGCUUAUCUCCAGAGUGGGAAUAUUUCUUGGAAGAGCGUUAUCCGUAUUUCCUGAUAGUUUCAGAUGAAGGCCUGAAUGACGUACAGACAUACCUUUUCAACUUUUUAAUCAUGCAUUCUUGGGGAAUGAAGGUCAAUGUCGUGCUUUCUUCAGGACAGGAGUCUGAUAUUCUCCGACUUUAUGCAUACCUUCUGCCAAGCAAGCAUAAAAACCAAAUAUUCUUCAAAAUGAAUGAAAAGAAGAUUGAGGAUGCUUACAAAACCCUGAUUAAACAAUUGGAAAAUGAUAGAGUUUUAAAAUUAGCACCUCUUUUUAAAGGUUUUUCUUCGACGGAUAUGAUGAAAGAGGCAUGUAAGAGUAUGUCUCUGCUUAAGCAGCUCUGGCCACUAGGAUCUGACAUUCGGUGUGUUUUUUGUGUUACUUCAUGCUCCCUGUCCUUGAGUAUGUACCAUCGCUUUUUGGAAAACAGCAAGAAGACUGCCUCUGGUCAGGUGAAUCAUAAUUACUUAGCCCUGCAGGAGGUGGAAGAUUUGUGUAGAAUGCAUUGCCUCAGUGUGGCUUUUCUACUCCACUUACCUCUUUCUCAAAGAGCUCGGGCUAGAUUCGUUACUUCCCAUUGGAUUAAGGACAUUCAGACUUUCUUUAAAAUGAAAAAGUGGUGUGAUCAUUUCAUCCUAAGUAAUAUAAACACUUUUGAGAAUCUGGAUUUAACUCAUCUUUCUGACUUAAAUGAUGAGCCUUUGCUGAAGAAUAUUGCUUUUUACUAUGAAAAUGAAUAUGUUCAAGGCCUACGUUUGAAUUUGGGAAGCGUCAUUAUGAAGGAUUAUGAACACGUCUGGAAUACUGUGUCAAACUUGGUCACAGAGUUUUUGGUUGGAAAGCCACUUCCUCUGCGAACAACAAAACUUAAUUUUCUCAAAAAGAAUCCUUCACCCAUUAAAGAAAGCUCCAUGGAAGAGAUGCCUAAUUUGGGUUUUAUUCCAGUGUCAUGUAAGCUGGUUGAUGAGUUUGUUGGAGACAUUUUGAAAGAUUUGCCUUUUCUAAAGAGAGAUGACCCGACUGUUGCUUCCCUGGUUAAACAGAAGGAAUUUGAUGAACUUGUACAUUGGCACUCCCACAGACCGCUUAGUGAUGAAUAUGACCAGACAAAGAGUCACUUUGAUGAACAAUCUAGAGAUCCUCGUGCUCUUAGAUCCAUACAAAAGUUUCAUGUUUUUCAACGAUUUUAUGGGAAUUCAUUAGAAUCAGUCUCUUCAAAAGUCAUUGUAACUCAAACCAUUAAGCCAAAGAAGACUCUCAGUGGACCCAAGAGCAAAAAGACACAUGAGACCAAAGCUGAAAUAAUCACUAGAGAAAAUAAGAAGAGGUUAUUUGCCAAGGAAGAACAGAAAGAAGAACAAAAAUGGAAUUCUCUGUCAUCUUCAAUUGAACAGGAAAUGCAAGAGAAUUUAACUUCUGGAAUAAAGAACCUGGAAGAUUUUUUGAAGUCAUGUAAAAGUAAUUCAGUGAAGUUUAAAGUUGAAAUGGUAGGGCUGAAUGCCUGCUUGAAAGCAUGGAAAGAACAUUGCCGAGGUGAAGGUAAAAUCUCAAAAGAUUUAAGUAUCGCUGUUGAAGUGAUGAAAAGGAUCCACUCCUUGAUGGAUAAAUACCCAGAACUUUUGCAAGAGGCAGAUCAUCAAUUCAUAGCCAAAUGCCUUAAGUAUCUAGGAUUCGAUGAGUUGGCAAGUUCUUUACAUCCAACCCAGAUUUCAGGAGACGAGAUAAAGGAGAAGAAAAAGAAUAAAUAUUCAGUCGACAUUGGACCUGUUCAGUUUCAGCUACAAUUCAUGGGCCAUUAUUUGAUACGAGAUGAGAGAAAAGAUCCAGAUCCCAGAAUCCUGGAUUUUAUUCCUGACACAUGGCAGCGAGAGCUCCUGGAUGUUGUAGAUAAUAACGAGUCAGCAGUGAUUGUUGCCCCAACGUCCUCAGGCAAAACCUAUGCCUCUUACUACUGCAUGGAGAAAGUGCUGAAGGAGAGCAACGAAGGGGUGGUUGUUUAUGUUGCACCUACAAAGGCCCUUGUUAAUCAAGUGGCAGCAACUGUUGAGAAUCGUUUUGCCAAAAACCUACCAAGUGGUGAAGCUCUGUGUGGUGUUUUUAUAAGGGAUUAUCGUCAUGACGCCCUCAACUGUCAGGUACUUAUUACAGUGCCUGCCUGCCUUGAAAUUCUGCUCAUUGCUCCUCAUCGCCAAAAAUGGGUAAAAAAGAUCAGAUAUGUUAUAUUUGAUGAGGUCCAUUGUCUUGGUGGAGAAAUUGGAGCAGAAGUCUGGGAGCACCUCCUUGUCAUGAUCCGAUGUCCCUUUUUGGCUCUUUCAGCUACAAUAAGCAACCCAGAACAUCUCACUGAGUGGCUACAAUCAGUAAAGAGAUACUGGAAGCAGAUGGACAAUGUAAUUGGAAAAAGUACUGCUUCAAAAAGAAAGAACUCUCACAAAGACUCCUUGCAGAUAAAGCAAUCGUAUAAAGUUAGACUUGUUCUCUAUGGAGAGCGAUACAAUGAUUUAGAGAAGCACAUAUGUUCCGUGAAAGACGACGAUGUUUGUUUUGAUCACUUUCACCCGUGCGCUGCCCUCACAGCAGAGCAUAUUGAAACGUAUGGGUUCCCAUCUGAUCUUAGCCUUUCACCUCGAGAAAGCCUCCAGCUUUAUGACACCAUGGUUCAAGCCUGGAAAACUUGGCCCAGAGCCCAGGAACUGUGUCCAGAGAAAUACAUUCAUUUUAAGAACAAAAUAGUCAUUAAAAAGUUGGAUGCUAGAAAAUAUGAAGAGAGCUUAAAGGCAGAAUUAACAAACUGGAUUAAAAAUGGCAAUAUAGAGGAGGCCAAAAUGGUACUGUACGAUCUUAGUUCGGGUAUAACUGAUAGUACAGACAUCACGGAACAAAUGUUUCCACUUCUUGUUGAAAAGCUAAGGAAAUUGGGGAAGUUACCUGCACUAUUUUUUAUAUUCAAUCUAAAAGAUGUGGAAAAAAGGGCUCACAGUGUAAGCAAUUUUCUGAAGGAAAAGCAGGAGAGUAAAAGGCCUCCCAAAGCUGAUAAAGAGGCCCAUGUCAUGGCUAACAAACUUCGGAAAGUUAAAAAAUCCAUGGAAAAGGAAAGGAUAAUAGAUGAAAAAAGUCAGAAAAAGGCCAGAAAAAUGGAUCAAAGCCUAAUACAUGAAGCUGAACAUAACGAUCUACAGAAGACUCUAGAGAAGAACCUGGAAAUCCCUAAGGAUUGCACAUACGCUAAUCAAAAAGCAGUAGACGCUGAGACUUUGCAGAUAGUGUUUGAUCGAGUAAAAUUCCAAAGAAAAGGUGAAGAACUGAAAACUUUGGCAGAAAGGGGUAUUGGAUAUCAUCACAGCUGUUUGAGCGCCAAAGAAAAACAAUUAGUUGAGGUUCUCUUUAGGAAAGGAUUCAUUAGGGUGGUGACAGCUACAGGGACACUUGCUUUAGGAAUCAACAUGCCUUGUAAAUCUGUGGUUUUUGCUCAAAACUCAGUCUAUCUGGAUGCUUUAAAUUACAGACAGAUGUCUGGACGUGCUGGAAGACGAGGUCAAGACCUGCUGGGAGAUGUGUAUUUCUUUAAUAUUCCACUGCCUAAAAUAGAAAAACUCAUAAAAUCCAAUGUUCCCGAGCUGCGAGGGCAGUUCCCUGUCAGCAUAACCCUGAUCCUGAGGCUUAUGCUGCUGGCCGCCAAGGGAGAUGACCCAGAGGAUGCCCAAGCAAAGGUGCUGUCCGUACUAAAGCAUUCAUUGAUGACCUUCAAGCAGCCCAGAGUCAUGGAGAUGUUAAAGCUUUACUUCAUGUUUUCUUUGCAGUUCCUGGUGAAGGAGGGCUAUUUAGAUCAAGAAGGUAAUCCGAUGGGGUUUGCUGGACUUGUAUCACAUUUGUAUUAUCAUGAGCCUUCUAAUCUUGUUUUUGUCAGCUUUCUUGUGAGAGGCCUUUUCCAUAAUCUCUGUCAGCCAACCAGGAAAGGCUCAAAACAUUUUUCUCAAGAUGUUAUGGAAAAGCUAAUGUUGGUAUUAGCACACCUGUUUGGAAGAAAAUAUAUUCCAGCAAAGUUCCUACAUGCUGCUGUCAAGUUUCAUCAGUCAAAGGUGUUCCUUGAUGACCUCCCUAAGGAUUUUGAUGAUGCCUUACAUGAGCAUAACAUGAAUGUGACACAGGACUUCGCCUCUUUCCUACUCAUUGUUUCCAGACUGGCUGAUAUGAGCCAGGAAUACGAACUCCCACUGUCAAAUAUCAAAUUUACAGGUAAAGAAUGUAAAGACUCCCAGCUUGUGGCACGCUUGAUGAACCACAAGGAAGGAAGAAAAGCCAUUUCACCAUUUGUUUGCCUUUCUGGGAUCACAGAUGUCGAUUUGUUUCAACCACAGACUGUAAUAAACCAUGUCGUUCUGCGCACAAUAGGUAUCAAUGGCAACCAGGCUCCUCUGCUGUGGUCACAACGAUUUGAUAACAAAGGAAGAAGAAUGCCACUUAACGCUUACGCACUUGAUUUCUAUAAACAUGGUUCCUUGAAAGGAUUAGUGCAGGACAACAGGAUACAUGAAGGUGAAGCUUACACGUUAUUGAAAGAUUUUGCACUCACAAUUAAAUCUAUCAGCGUUUCCUUGCGUGAACUCUGUGAAAAUGAAGAUGACAACGUGGUCUUAGCAUUUGAACAACUGAGUACAACCUUCUUUGAAAAAUUUAACAAAAUUUAAAACAAGAUCUCCUCCAAACUAUUUAAAAUAUCACCACAGGUGUUUUUAAAGUCAUAUUUUGUGAUUAUCAGGACUUUUUGUCACAAAUACAUAUUUGGGGCUAUAUGAUGAAGUGAAAAGAGCAAGCAUUUUGAAGUCAGAGCUAUGAUCAAACUUGCCAUGCUCUAUCAUGUGUGCCCUUGGACAAACUAUUUAAUACCUCUGAGUUUCCAUUUCUUUAUAUAGUUGGCUAAUAAUGCUUACUUUUCAGGGAGCUUGAAGAUUGAUUAAGAAAAAUGCAUGAAAAUGGACUUGCAUAGAAUAAUAGAUCAAUAAAUGGCAGUUCUAUUUUUGGUAUUUUGAAGCUAUUUACACUUGAAUUUUAAUUUCCAAAUAUAACAUUUUAAAUCAUGCCUCUGCUUUAUUGAGGACCCAUGCUAAUACAAAACAGUAAAUUAUCUAUUUAUGCAUUAGUUAUGUAAGAAGGAAAAAAGACAACAUUGAGCCUGCAAGGGACACAGCGCUGUCUUUUGGAAGAAGAAUCUGAGUCUUGAACUGUUUUUCUAGCAUCAGUGAUAGUUUUAUUGCAACUCAUCCACAUUUUCUCUUUAGACUUCUCAAAGACCAUCAGCACGACUUUCUAAUUCUUGGCCAUGGUUAAGGAUUUUGUAUAUGACUGAAAAACAGUUUUCACUCUGUGAGGACUAAGCGAAUAUUAAAUUCUCAUUAUUUUUCUCCUCAGUGUCCUAAUUUUUAAAAAGUCUAGGGCUAGAAUAAGUGAUUAAAGUAAUUGAAAGGUGAAAUAUAUUCUCUUAAUUAUAAUCACUUAAAUGUUACUAUGUGACUUAUGUAUAGCUAGCAAAUAUUUUUAAAAUAUAAAAUUUUUAGUCUAAAUGAGUAUUUUUGUUACGAAUUCUGUGAUGUUUUAAAGAUAACAUAUAGCUAAUGAUUUUAUUUUGUUUUAAUUGUAUAUAAUAAAGAACUGGGAAAACUAUAAAGAAAGAAAAUGAGUCUAAUCUGUUUACCAUUGUUCUCUCUGUGUUAAAUCUAAUCAUCUGUCACUCUAUUUGCAAAUAUGUGUGCAUUUUAUAUAUAAUAGCUUCUAUGUAAUUGUUUUACCUCCCUAGCCUAAGCCUCAGGUCACAGUUCUGGAAUCUAUUUUAGACCCUAAACUUGAAUUGAGAGCAUUUUAUUUUCUGAGCAAAAGGCCUCUCUCAUCUAAUACGCAGAUGUCUGAUGUCUUACUGAAAGAACAUCUAUUGUAUGACAUUAUUUAUAAAAUAGGUUACAUUGAGAAAAACACCCAUAUUUCAUUUUGUCUGGAAUAUAACUGACCUCUCAUCGAUUUAUAUCAAGCAUGUGCCAUGUUGGGGGUCUCUGCUUUCUUAGGGCUAAACCCUUUUCACUAUUUUAAGAUAAGCACUGCAGCAACC